This is a messenger RNA of Cryphonectria parasitica EP155, 1560 nucleotides long. RefSeq lists its product as uncharacterized. Gene Ontology annotation, molecular function: protein binding; RNA binding. The transcript has 4 exons. The record is from RefSeq and is a predicted model, not a curated record. NCBI's taxonomy places the organism in Eukaryota, Fungi, Ascomycota, Sordariomycetes, Diaporthales, Cryphonectriaceae. Bases 1 to 1560 code for a protein of 519 amino acids.
AUGGCUGUGACGCUCGGAACAACAUUGACGAAUUGUGCAACGCCCUGGCCGGAUGAAGACGCUAUGUCAGCAAGUCGGUUAACAUCAUUGGCUGAGGAUGUUACACGAUCUAUGCUCAUGUCUAACUUACAACCUCAGGAGUUUUUUAGCCUCCAAGAGACUCAAUAUGGAAUUGUCAAGUCUGAACUCCAGGCUAGCGUGGCCCAGUGCCGCAACCUUCAGCAAUACUUGGACAAGAUUUCUGUGCCCGACACUCUUUGCACGGCAGUCAGAGAGCUCAAUCAAGCCCUGAUCAGCGCAAUCGACUACGCGACGCAUUCUGGAUGUAAGAUCUACGACUUGAUGGGCAGCCCUGGCGCUCACGAAAAGGCAGUCCUGACAUACCGGGCGCUUGUUUGCAGCAUCUCCAACUUGAAUGAGAGUCUCAGCUGUUACGAUGCCGAAGACUGGCAUGGACUGAACAAAGAGCAGAAGGGUGAUGUUCUCAGAGCCGGCAUGGACCCAAAUGCCCUCAUCGAUAUCUUCCGCAGCCUCAGCGAUCAGCUCAAGUUGUGGGUCUGCUACGUCGAUGUCAGGGAUUUUGCAGGGUUGGACAGAAUGGAGGCCCUGAUACAUCGGGAUGCUCGCGACAUAGUGUUCGUCGCCGGCAGGGUCCAAGAGGCUGCCAGCAUCCACACACCCUCGAGUGACCCCAGGCGUGAGUUCCAGAACCCAGUCAUUCUUCUUCCCUCCGUCUUCCGCAGGAUCGACACGCAGGGCAACGGCCACGGCUCUACGGCAGAGCAGUUCCCCAAUAGACUUGAUCGGAGGGCGCCCGUUGGACUCUUGUCGCCCCUGGACAUGAUCUCUCCCGACAACCUCGACAGGGUCUCUCGUGACCUCAUUCAGUUUUUCGAGCGCAUGCCCAACGAGGACGGCAAUGGCACGACCCUGCAAUACAUUCUCGAUCUCAUUACCCACAAUGCCCGUACAUCAUCCAGCCUCGCGCGCAUCGGCCUCUAUGCACGCCUGUGCCAGACUCUCCGCCGCGACUGCGGAAGCUACUUGAUCUACAUGGAGACUGGGGAGGUGAUGGACGGGCAUGACUUUAUUAUCCAGGCUUUGUCGAACAUGUGUGACAGGGUGAUGAAUUCGAUCACAGCUGGCCAAUGUCACCUCGCCAUCUGCUUCCGCUGGCUUCGUUUCGUCAGCGAGCUUUACGAUCUCGACCUCCUCCCAGAUGUGACGGUCCUCCAAUGCAUCGAAAUCUUUGUCAACUGGCGCAACCAUCUCGUGCCCCCUAGCCUCCAUCAUCUCGCGUGUCUCUACCAGCUGCUGUGGUUCACUGGAAAGAAACUGGACGCCACCGAGGCGGGCCGCGAAGCCAUGUCCAGAUACUUCAGGCACAUCGACACCCUCUCUGCGUGGCCGAAGCUGCUACCUGCAGCUAGUUCUCUCCUGUUGCACCUGAUCUUCAUGAGAGAGAACGAGUGGGGCCUGGGCAGGGUUGAGCGCUCCCUCGAUCAGAACUUGACUUACAUUAUCACGGCAAUCGACCUCGGGGAGUCUUCGACGGUCUAA